AUGGCCUCAAUUCGAAAACACUCCUCUUCUUCUUCUACUUCUCUCGAUGAGAUUAAGCCAUGGAAGAUCAUAGUGCAGAUCAUUCGAACGUGCGAGGGAAAUAACAGAGAAUCAGGCAACUCCGUCGAUAUGGUUUUACUCGAUUCAUCGGGAACAAGAAUUCACACAACUAUUCAUGAAGCUUUCUCUAAAUGGAUUUCGGAUAUUGGUAAUGGAAAGAUCAACAAGCCGAAUGAUGGAGAAACUGAAAUUGACAUCCCUGAAGAUUUGCUGAUAACUGAGUGCAAAUCCUUAACUGAUCCUGAUUUUUAUCAAGAGAAGGCUAUUUUGUGUCAUGCAAAUGACGUUGAUCAGAUUAAUGAUUAUAUGCUUUCACAGUUGCCAGGUCAAGAGAAAGAAUGUUACAGCGCUGAUAGCAUCUCUCCAGCUCACUCAACCCCGGAUGACGACAUGUUAUACCCUCCUGAAGUUUUGAAUAGCAUCAAAGCUUCAGGAUUGCCUGAUUUUAAGUUGAGACUAAAGGUUGGUGCUCCCGUCAUGUUACUUAAGGACCUUAAUCCUUACGAUGGGUUAUGUAAGGGGACAAGACUUCAAAUUACUCGGCUGGAAACUUUUGUGCUUGAGGCUAGGAUUAUAUCAGGUAAUAAGCUUGGUAAGAAAGUCUUGAUCCCUAGGAUUAUUUCAUACCCAACAGAAGCAAGUUAUCCAAUCAAAAUGAGGCGUAGGCAGUUUCCUUUUAAUCUUGCAUUCGCAAUGGCUAUAGAUGAAAGUGAUCAAGUGCAAACACUUUCCAAAGUCGGUCUAUAUCUACCAAGACGAGUGUUCUCUCUUGGACAGAUGUAUGUUGCCAUAUCCAAAGUGAAGUCCAGUGCUGGUUUGGAAGUUCUUAUCACAGAUACAGAAGGAGGAUGCAAACUGAUCGCUUUUACAAUAUUCUGA
Camelina sativa (false flax) is the source of this 939-nucleotide messenger RNA. NCBI's taxonomy places the organism in Eukaryota, Viridiplantae, Streptophyta, Magnoliopsida, Brassicales, Brassicaceae. The record is from RefSeq and is a predicted model, not a curated record.